AUGAAGCGAGAUGCGAAAUAGUAUACUUCAACGAUACCCCCCGAUGGCUAUUACGCUUCAUCAUUUGGCUGUACGAUAAAUGCAUAUAGGCCAGAACAAGCAUUUUAUAACAUGUAUGUAACUACCAGUGAAAAGCAAUUGGCAUCAAUUCAGCGAAAAUCGUGCAAUUUUACAAGACCGAGAAGUCAGCAUUGGCAGCCACCAACAACAUACAUUCGACCCCCUUUGUCACCAUUUUAUCAUCAAAAAAGGUUUUAUACAUAUAUAGAUGGUGAUAUAGUGAUACGAUUAAAUAAUGAGAAGGAGCGUGUUGGAUUCUCAGUUAGUGGUGGUAGUGAUGAAGAUUUCGAUGUCAUAGUUAAUGGAGUCCUUCCAGGUAUUCUUUAA
This is a messenger RNA of Dracunculus medinensis (Guinea worm), 387 nucleotides long. NCBI's taxonomy places the organism in Eukaryota, Metazoa, Nematoda, Chromadorea, Rhabditida, Dracunculidae. The record is from the annotation of a GenBank genome assembly.